Molecule: messenger RNA, 1350 nt
Organism: Anneissia japonica
Lineage: Eukaryota; Metazoa; Echinodermata; Crinoidea; Comatulida; Comatulidae
Product: Kv channel-interacting protein 2-like
Exons: 8
Coding region: 696-1322 (208 amino acids)
Molecular function (GO): calcium ion binding
Source: RefSeq, a predicted model, not a curated record
AAACGAUUGAGUAAUCAAUGCAUGCUGUAUGACACUCUUGCAUGGUACCUAGUUACUCGUUGUCAUUACAGCUUAUCAAAAUGGAUUAUUCUAUGUUUAUAAGGAAACAGAUUAGACGGAAUAUGGCUUAGUAUGAUACCUAUAAUACCUUUGCUUGCGAUCGACGGUACUGCAUAUAUCAUCUUGGUUCCUUUUCUAUAACACAUCCUAAUACAUCAUUUCAAAUUGGUUCAAGUGUAUCCGUUACUAGACACAUGUUCGCAGUGAUUUAUUUUAAUCAUUAAGUCCCUGUGUUAACUUCGAGAGGCACGGGGCUAGAUGCAGCAUUUGAAACCUGUCUUCAGCCUACCUACACCGGCUUAUAAUAGAAUAUUUCUCGGGGCUAAACUAUGGUGUGCAGAAUGCAUCAACUUCAUUGGACAUAGCCAUACCAACAUGCAUAAUCUAGCAACUAACAGACAACACGAUUGGUGAUCAGUGUAACUAUAUUUUGUGCGAACACGGUCAUCCUAAGUAAAAUUGGUGACGGGAUUUGAGCCCGUUUUGGAACUGCUCAUUGUACUGUUAAUAGUCUGCUGUGGAAUCUCAAAGGUCAUGGGAUAAUGCAGGGUAUAUUCUUUGUGCCGAUACAUUCAAGUGUGGGUGUAUAACGGAUUCCGAGGAUUCCGAGUUUCGUGCUUUACAAAGGCGACAAGAUGUUUCUUUUCCGCUGGUGUUGUCAGUGGAAGAAGGAUAAUGAGUUAGAAGACAUGGACCUGAGUGCUGCAAGGUACAAACCAGAGGGUCUGGAUGAAUUAUGCAAAACAACAAAGUUUAACAAACAAGAACUUCAGGUUAUGUACAGAGGUUUCAAAGCAGAAUGUCCUACAGGAGUUGUGAAUGAAGAGACCUUCAAGUCCAUAUAUUCCCAGUUUUUUCCACAAGGAGAUUCUAGUCAAUAUGCACACUAUGUAUUUAAUUCCUUUGACAUGGAUCACAAUGGAACAAUAACGUUUGAGGAGUUUGUGGCCGGGCUGUCGGUGCUCUCGAGGGGUACGGUUGUUGAGAAAUUGAAUUGGGCUUUCAUGUUAUAUGACAUAAAUGGAGAUGGAUCAAUAACAAAAGAUGAGAUGCUUGAUAUCGUCACAUCCAUCUAUGACAUGAUGGGAAAAUAUUCACAACCAAGCAUUGAUGAAAUCUCUCCAAAGGAUCAUGUGGAUAAAAUAUUUCGAAAAUUGGACUUGAAUCGAGAUGGAGUUGUCACAAUAGAUGAAUUUUUGGAGUCAUGUAGACAGGAUGAAACAAUCUCUCUAUCGAUGCACGUGUUUGACACCAUACUGUGACCUCGAAAUACCAGUGGAGAGCAAAGUC